GGCGGAAGGGAGCGGUCGACAAGUUUUCAGGCGCUGUUUCCUGGGGCACAAGAGGGCUGCGAAAGUGAAAGGAGGAGAUGGCUGAGAGCCACCAGAGCUCUGUGAGUUUAACUGAUAAUUUACAGUGCCCCAUCUGCUUGAGCUUGCUAUCCGACGCGAGCACCCUGGACUGCGGCCACAGUUUCUGCCGAAGUUGCGUCGCCAUGUACUGGGACAGUCAGCAAACUCCCCGCCUCUCCUGCCCCGAGUGCCGGCAGGUCUUCCCCGACCGGAACACCAAGGUGGUCUACGCCCUCCGGCGCGCCGUGGAGCACGUCCGCAGGGCUAGGGCCCCCAAGCCGGCCACUCCGCCCUCCGGGGACCGCUGCCCCCGGCACGGAGAAAGGUUCAGCCACUUCUGGGAGGCGGAGAGGGCGCCGCUAUGCCGCGGGUGCUUGGGCGAGACUGCUCAGCCACAGGGGGCGGUCAGGAGCAUCGCGGACGCCGUCGCUUUUCACAAGGAUGCACUAAAAGGUUUGUUGAGCGAACUGGAGGAGUCUGAGAGAAGGUUAACCGAGGUUCAACUGAAACAGAAACACAACAUCGCCAAAGUUCAAGAGACCUUUGUGGCUCGAUUAAACCACGUUAAGCAGUGCUUCACUGAGAUGGGGAAGUUCAUGCAGAGAACGGAGCAAGGUUUGAUAGAAAAACUGGAGGCCAGGGCAGAAAACACGAUGAAGGAGAUGGAAGUGAGACUGAAGGAGAUCCAGGAAGCAUUGGCAUCUGUGGCAGCAGAAAUGGCAAAGAGGAAAGAAGCGAUGGAGGAAGAAGACGACUUGAAAUUCCUUCAGGGAUUGAGCAGCCUAAAGCCUAGGACUGCAGAAGACAUUAAGGCACUUGAAGAUACAUCUGAAGAUCCCUCAUUGGAAAUAUUAAACGGCCCAUUGCAGUACAGUGUGUGGCAGGAACUGGGCAAAGUCAUCAAGCCAGGGCCGACCUCACUGAUGCUUGAUCCUGACACAGCCAACCCCUGGCUCCGGCUGACCCCUGACCUCACCGGCGUGCAGUGGGCCCCCCAGAAACGCUCAGUGCCCGACGGUGACCUGGGGCGGUACGACCUGUGCCCGUGCGUCCUGGCCUCGUCCGGCUUCGAUUCGGGGCGUCACUACUGGGAGGUGAGGGUGGCAGGCUGCGCCAGCUGGACGCUGGGGGUGGCCUCGGGACGGGCACCGAGGAGGGGGGACAUUCUGCUGUCCCCUCCCAAUGGCUACUGGACCCUGGGCUUGAGGGAGGGCAGCCAGUACAGGGCCUUCUCGGUCCCUCUGAGCGACCUGUGGCCUCCCUUCAGGCCCCAGGUGAUUGGCGUCUACCUGGACUAUGGCGGUGGGCAGCUCUCCUUCUACGAUGCCAAUGGCCUGCGCCACCUCCACACCUUCGGGGGCUGCACCUUCGAGGGCAAGCUCUACCCCUUCUUCAGCCUAGGCUGGGACCACCAGCAACACCAUGCAGGGGCGAACCCCUCCUCCUCCGAGCCCCUGCAGCUGCUCAACCCGCUGGCCGCUCCCUCCCCCAACGAGGACAAGGGCCGGGAGUCCUGCCCGUGCUCCGAGUCCCGGGCAGUGGACGAUGCCACCCUCCCUCAUGUGGAAGGGGCUCACCGUUGCCAUCACCACCCUGCUGGGCUGGGCCCGAGCAGUUUGGGCCCAGGGGCCUGGCUGUGCCUGGGGGCGCUGUUGGCGUUGUGCGUGCUGGCUCCCGGGCGCCUGGCCGAGAGCUACCUGGUGUGCUGCGGGGUGAUGGGGCUGGUGGCCUGGAGCUGGUCCCUGCUGGACAGGGACGGGAGCCCAAGGGCGGUGGAGGUCUGCCAGGUCUGCUGCGGGGCCCUGGCCUACGCCGGGCUCUGGUGCCUGGCGCUGGCCUAUGCCAGGCUGCUGGGGGCCUGCUCGCUGGCUGUGAGCCUGGGGGGCCUGAUGCUGAUCCACAGGGCUCACUCGGGCCUGGCGCUGGCUCCCGGAACGGCAGCCCUGCUCGGGCUGCUGGGCCUGUCGGACUCCGAGGUGUGGGCCUGGUGGACGUGCUGUGGCCUGCUGGGCUACGCUGGGUUGUGCCUGGCCGUGCUGGGCCGCAGGGCCCAGGCAGAGCUGUGCUGGUGGUGCUGCGGUGUCCAGGGUUACUUUGGCCUGUGUCUCCUGGUUCUGGGCGCCUGGCCAUUGGCCGGUGUCUGCUGGAUCCUGCUGGGCAUCGUGGGGCUCGCUCUUGGAAUGACGGGCCACUUUGAGAUCCACUGGCUCUGGGCUGGCAUUCUGAGUUACUGUGGCGCGUGGUGCCUUCUCCUGGCUGAUGCUGCGCUCUCCGCUGUCGCUCUGGGCACGGCUGGCUUCAUUUGGUCAAGCUGGUCCCAUCUCCCUCACUAGGCAGGGCCUUGUCUCCUUCGUCUUUAAGACUCUUUCCCCCCGCCCUGUGCCUGCGUGUGUUUCCUCCAGGUUUCCUCCCAAAGAUGUGCAGGCUGGGGUGGAUUGGCCAGGCCAUAUUGACCCAUAGUGUUCUGGGUGGGUUAGCCAUGCAGGGUUUAUAGGGAUAGGUUGGGGGAAGAGAGCUGCACUGUCUGGGUGGGACGCUCUUUGCAGGGUGGGUGAGGAACCGAUGGGCCAAAUGGCCUGCUUCCACACUGUAGAGAUUCUAGGGUACCAGGAAAGCUCCCGUAUGGCCGAUUUUUAUUUUACGAAACCCAAUCGCACGUGGAUUCCGUUGUGUCACUCGACGCGAGGAACACGUCUGUACCCAGAGUGGCUACAGCGUGUUAAUGUUUUUGUCUCUGCUCUUGGUAACCAGGUGGGCUCGAGUGAAAUCGAAACCAAUCUGUGCACUGCGCAGAGUUAUUCGCCAAGUGAGACGUUGCAAUCGUGGAGCAUCUUUAUUUGGAUUUUUUUUAACCAACCCAUUCAGAGGUAUCAUUGCAUAUCUCUGGAGGAGGUGGGACUUGAACCUGGGCCUCCUGGCUUAAAGCUCGGGACACUACAACUGUGUCACGUGAGCCCCGGUCUCUUUUGUUUGGAUUCGGCCAUCCUCCCCACCCCGAAUCACCCGUGGUUAAUAUGUGUGUAUAAGUAUAUAUUUUUACAGUGAGACAGGAAAAAGAAGCCACCACUUUGAAUGGGCAUUUUAGAUACACAUAUAAUAUUUUUCUCCACCGCCAGAAAAACACCCAUGUGGCCAGUUGAAUAUUUACAAGCAAAGCCUGUCAAGGGCAGCAACAUUAACAUUAAAAAGUGAGGUGGGAUGUGGCGUUGGGGUUUAGGGAGCACAGGGAGGGCUCAAAUCAAGAUGGAGUUGGAGGGGGAAAUAAAAGGCCUGAUGCGCUUGAAAAAUUAGCUUUGUUCUUCCAUUCCCUGCUGAUUUUUUAUUUUAAAACUUUGUAACCACAUCUGCAUCCAUCACUCCUUCUGGAAGUUCAUUCCACAUAUGAACUACACACUGUAAAACAAAAAAAAAUGCCCCUCACGUCUCAGUGGAAGAAAUAAAAAUCCCAGCCUCUCCUUACAGCUCAACACUUUCAGUGCUGGCAACAGUUUCUUGGUAAAUCUUUUCUAGAACCGCUCCAACUUAAUAAUGUCCUUUCUAUCAUCUUUGUUGUUUUAUUUUUAAAUUUCCAAUCCAUUCAAUCUGCAGCAUGGAUUGCCCAGCCCAAACUGAGUUCCGAGCCUGGUCUCCACGUGACUCCAGACCCGCCGCAAUGAGGGCUCAACUCUUAGCUCAGUUUGGGAAGGGCAAUCAGUGGUGACCGGUGACCCCCCCACAAUUUUUUUUAAAAAUCCAUUUAACCAGGACUGGAGUCAUGUGGAGACCAUGCGAAGUUGGCAGUUUCCUUCCCAAGAAAAUAAACGUGAACCACAAGGUUUUUUUUUCCGAAAACCCUGACAAUGGUUUUCAUUGUUAGGCUCUUCAUUCCCGAUUUUUUAACAAUUAGAUUCAAACCUGCCACGGUCCCCAGAACAGUACCUGGGUUUCCUGGAUUAACAGCCUAGUGAUAGAUAAUACCACCAGUCCAUCACCCCCUAAAUUAGUUUGUAGUUUGUAUCUGUGUAAUGGCCAAAUAAGUUCUACUGAACUGCGACAAAAUUAUAACCAACAACACUGCAUCCUUUUUUCUGUGAAAUAGCAACUGGACCAUGCUGGCUACUUUUAAUAUAGAGUGUGGCUACAAAAUCAGCCCAGAUUAAAAAAAUCUUUGUUUAGAUUGGGUAAACUAUCAAGCCAUCAAGUGAUGAGCACUCAGCGAUGGGCUGAAAGGCUCAAGAGGGAGUUCAAAGGGUCAAUUGUGAGGUUAUAAACCUCCCUGCUUUGUCCUCAAUUAGUUCGACAUUUUAACUUGUGAUGCCUGAAAUUUAAGCAGACUUUUCCGUGGCUCCGGUUCGCUCUCUCGUGUCCCUGGAAAAGGAGCACACAGUGCCCACCAAUCCUCUCGAUAUCUUUCGGGAGAGGUUGGCACUGCGGGGGUGUGGAGUGCUUUAACUGCCUCUCCAGUACUAUUUUGUUUUUGAUCCCUAUCCUUCCCGUCACCUUUUCAUUCACAUCGGCAUUGCCCCCGAGGGGCUGUGCUUGCUCCUGGGUCUUUGGUCGCGUGGGUGCUUUUACUGGCGGUGGGCUAUCAAAUAAAGUGAUUUACACACCUGGCGUUUUUGCUGUGUCUCGCACCUACACAGGAGGUACAAGAAAAGAAGCAGUCACUGUUCUAUGAUAAUAAAGUGUGAGGCUGGAUGAACACAGCAGGCCCA
Stegostoma tigrinum is the source of this 4754-nucleotide messenger RNA. Its product is annotated as nuclear factor 7, brain-like. Bases 78 to 2393 code for a protein of 771 amino acids. Lineage: Eukaryota; Metazoa; Chordata; Chondrichthyes; Orectolobiformes; Stegostomatidae. The record is from RefSeq and is a predicted model, not a curated record. The transcript has 7 exons. Gene Ontology annotation, molecular function: protein binding.